Molecule: messenger RNA, 2839 nt
Organism: Olea europaea var. sylvestris
Lineage: Eukaryota; Viridiplantae; Streptophyta; Magnoliopsida; Lamiales; Oleaceae
Exons: 4
Coding region: 178-2577 (799 amino acids)
Molecular function (GO): zinc ion binding
Source: RefSeq, a predicted model, not a curated record
UCUCCUCCUACUAUCCCCCAGGAAUUUUAUUUUCGAAAUGUUAUUUGAGAAUUUAAUUUUAGUAGCUUCAAUUUACAGAAGAAUAUGCUUAAAACCCAAAUUACAAAAGAACACGCUCAUGAAACCAACAAUGUUGAAAAAUCGGCAGAUUAGCUAUAGAAAAAAUGUGGCAUUCUCAUGCAAUUCCUCAUCUCCACAAAAACCAGCCAUAAUCUCCAAAAUCGAGCUGUCUUCGUUCCAAAAUCUCUAGGUUCUGCCAUCUUCAACAAUUUCAGGCAAUCUCUAGGUAUGGAUUACACUAACGUCUUCUUACAUUAUGGUGGCAAAUGGGCACAGAACAAUGAGUACACCAAUUUUAUGACAGCUGGAAUCCUAGUGCCUCGUGGGUGCACAUAUGGCAUGCUUGUGGAGAUGAUAUAUUCGGAAUUGGAAUUGGAUCGAACAAUGACGGAGAUAACAAUUAAGUAUCAAGUGAAAGAAGACGUACCUCUGAUGAAGAUUAAAUCAGAUAACAACGUCAUGUUCUACUUGGAGCUCAAAAGAAAGGACCAGGGAGUUGCAACAUUUCCCUUGUGCAUCGAUACUUCACCAGUAACAGAAAAUAACAGAUCCGAUACUAAUCAUGAAGUGCAACAUUUGGACCAUGAUGGUGCUGUCACAGGGUUGGAGAUGCUCAAGUCACAACCACCUAAAAGAUGUUAUUCGACGUUCAAGGCCCCUACAAGGUUACCAACUGUUGAAGACAUUGCUUUUGAAGUUUCUCAACCCAUACCUGAUGUUAACGAAAUGGUUAUGGAAGCUGAAACUAGUGUGAUUUCGCAUCCAACUGCUGAUAGAAUUGAAAAAGGUCAGAUUUUCAGCAAUAAAAAGGUGAUGAUGAAAAGUAUUGCAUUGUAUGCCAUAGAGAACCGCUUUCAAUUCAGGGUUAAAAGAUCAGAUAAGAAGGAGUAUGUCGUGAAAUGCGUGGAUGCCAAUUGUCAAUGGUCUUUUAUGGCUUCGAAGGUGAGGAAAACAGACGAGUUUAAGAUAAGGUACAUUAGGAAUGAACAUACGUGUUCGUUAGAUGUGAUAUUAAGAGAUCACCGUCAAGCAUCAAGUUCAGUGGUAGCGAGUUGCAUCAUGUAUAAAUACACCUCCGCUAAGACUAAAUACACUCCAGGUGAUAUAAUAAAUGAUAUGAUGAAUGAGUAUGGGGUGUCAUUGAGUUACGGAAAAGCCUGGAGGGCCCAGGAGCAAGCAAAUGUGGAGCUAAGAGGUGAUCCAGAAGAAUCCUAUGGAAAGCUUCCGACUUACAUGUACAGGUUGGAAGUAACAAAUCAGGGAUCAGUUACAGGACUAGAGACUGAUUCGAGCAAUAUGUUCAAGUAUGCUUUUGUGGCUUUAGGAGCUUCUUUGCAAGGAUGGGGGUAUUGUAGACCCAUAAUUGCAAUUGAUGGUACCUCCUUGAAGGGAUAUUAUGGUGGUAUACUAUUUACGGCAUAUACCCAAGAUGCCAACAACAAUAUUUAUGUACUUGCUUUUGGAGUUGGUGACUCUCAGAACGAUAAUUCAUGGGAAUGGUUCCUAACAAUGAUGAAAGCAUCUUAUGGGGAACGGGAAAGUUUGUGUUUUGUAUCGGAUACUCACCCAAGCAUAGAGAAUGCAAUUAGGAAGGUAUAUCCAAAUGCCAUGCAUGCAUUUGGUUCCUACCAUCUGUUGCGUAACUUGAAGACAACUUUUGACAUAAGUGGGAAAAACAUGACAGAUCCCUUCAAUGCAGCUGCUAGAGCCUACACGACAGCUGAAUUUGAGCACCAAAUGACACAGCUUGAUGAGAUCCACACAGGAAUCCGGCCAUAUUUGGAUAAGAUCGGAUAUCAUAGGUGGUCAAGAGCCUACAUGACAAAUAAUAGGUUUUCUGUUAUGACGUCAAACAUAGUUGAGUCAGUGAAGGCGAUUACAAAAUCAGCCAAGACUUUCCCUAUAGAAUACCUGCUGGAAUUCUUAAGGUGCAUUCUCCAAAAUUGGUUUUGCAAGAAUCGGGAUGAUGCACACAAAACUUCCACAAAUCUUGCAUCAAAAUAUGAAUGUAUGUUGCAGGAAAGGUCAAGCAAGUCAGCGAAAAUAAAGGUUUCUGCAUCAAGUGAAGCGAUUUACGAUGUUAGUGAUGCCACAACCUCCCAUUUAGUGAACAUUCAAGAACGGACUUGCUCGUGCAACAGAUUUCAGAUGGAUGAGAUCCCAUGCGUACAUGCACUGGCAGUUAUUACAGAAAGAAACCUCAACUCCUACGACUAUUGCUCCAAAUACUACACAAAGAAGUCGUACAUUGAAGCAUACAAGGGGACCAUUUUUCCACUUGGGAACCGUGAUGAUUGGAUUGUACCAGAUGAUAUCGGUUCAAGGAUUGUGUUGCCUCCUAUACCAAAAAGAAAAUCCGAAAUGUCUGAAGAAAAGAGAGUACCAUCAAGAAGAGAAAGAAGACAAGUAACAAAAUGUGGGGGAUGUGGGGCGCUUGGGCAUAAUCGAAGAACAUGCAAUAACCAGACGCCAUUGCAUCCAAAGAGAAAAAGGAAACUGAUGUCCGAAGACUUGUAAAGAUUGUGAGAAGUCACUCUAUAAGAAGUAUGAGCUGUUUUUUUUGCUGUAUGCCAUGUUUUUUUGGAUAACUAUUUUGAACGGUAUCAAAAGUUUGAAGAAUCGAAUAGUGAUAGCAAGGAAACACUUGUAAAGAAUGUCACAGGCCAUUGCCGAAGUUAUCUUUUCUUUCUCAUCUUUCCUCUUCGGAUUUGGCAUUUCAUGUCGUUUUUUGCUGGGAAAAGUUUAUCUUCGUCCACGCCUUCAAUAUAGUUUUCCGACA